This is a messenger RNA of Thlaspi arvense, 576 nucleotides long. Lineage: Eukaryota; Viridiplantae; Streptophyta; Magnoliopsida; Brassicales; Brassicaceae. The record is from the annotation of a GenBank genome assembly.
AUGGAGUUUAUGAUCUUCACUUGUGAUUUAACAGUAGUCCAUUUACGAUCAAAACCUGGAGCGUCGAUUUUCACUCGUGCGAGAGCUAUUUGGAUGAGCAGAGAUAUCACUACUAAAGAUAAUUCUCAUAUUUCAAAAAUAUGGAAAUAUCAUAUUAUGGAGAUUUUCCAUUGCUGGAUACUACUCUUGGCGGUCUUUUUUCUUCCUCUUUCUUUAAUCCUUUUCCUUUGGCGGCUAAUUUUCUAUCGGAAAUUGGCAAAAGCCCCCGAUGACUUGUCAACGGUGGCCUCGUCCAGUUCCGUCGAAUCUCAUCGUCUUUACAUCAAUCGUCUUCACAUUAUUCCUUCUGAAAACACUUUUGAUUGUGUGAAAACACUUUUGGUUGUCCUUUAUGCUAAGAUCGGUAAAAAUGUGAUCAUCGUGAACAAAGGCGCAAGCUUUUUCUUACAUUUCUUCUCCCUCUGUUCUCUGACAGAUGUUCAAGAAGCAUAUAGACCAGAGGAAGGAUUCUACACUCGAUCUGAGAUCACUGUGAUAAUCGAGAAGGCGUCAAUUCGAGACGGUACUGUCAUAUGA